Messenger RNA from Aureococcus anophagefferens, 2781 nucleotides. RefSeq lists its product as hypothetical. Gene Ontology annotation, cellular component: microtubule plus-end; kinetochore; centrosome. Gene Ontology annotation, biological process: microtubule polymerization; centrosome duplication; establishment or maintenance of microtubule cytoskeleton polarity. Gene Ontology annotation, molecular function: microtubule plus-end binding; microtubule plus end polymerase activity. The transcript is spliced from 2 exons. The record is from RefSeq and is a predicted model, not a curated record. Bases 1 to 2781 code for a protein of 926 amino acids. Lineage: Eukaryota; Pelagophyceae; Pelagomonadales; Pelagomonadaceae.
AUGGAGCCCUCCAUCACCGCCGCCAAGUGGCAGGACCGCCGCGAGGCCUGGGAGCAGCUCUCGACCUUCGACGCGGAGCCAAACGCCGCGGCCCUGGCCAAGGAGAACAACGGCGCGGUCGUCGACGCGGCCCUCGACGCCCUGGCGCGCUGGGCGACGUCCGGCGCGCCCGUCGCGGACGCCGUGGCCGGCGACCCGUCCGUCGUCGCCGCGAUCAUCACCAAGGGCCUCGCGUCGAGCCGCGCGGCGACGGGCCGGCGCGGGCUCGCGGCGCUCGAGGCGUUCUACGGCCGGGCGGACGUCCGGGAGGCGACGCUCGACGCGCUCGUCGCGGGGCUCGCGCCGGGGAAGACGCGGGGCAACGGCAAGGCGCCCGCGGCCUGCGCGCGCGCGCUCGCGGGCCCCUGCGCGAUGCCCGCGUCGUGGCUGCGCGCGCGGCCCGCGCUCGACGCGACCGUCGUCGCGCUCUCCGAGGCCGCGUCGCCCGAGGCGCGGUCCGCGGCCGCGGAGGUCGUGCUCGCCGUCGAGCGCGCGGACGCGGCGCGCGGCGAGGCGCUCGUGGAACGGCUCAAGGGCCCGGCGCGCAAGGCCGUCGACAAGCUCCGCGCGAGCGGCGGCGCGCCGGACGCGGCGCCGGAGCCGAAGCGCGUCAACGACGAGAACGCGCCGCCGCCGGCCGCCAAGGUCGUCGACGCGCCGCCGCCGCCCCCGGGCGACGGCGGCGACUUCGCGGAGGUGUUGGAAACUUUGGGCCUCGCGGAGCCCUUCGACGACGCUUUCGCGAAACUCGAAAACUGGCUCGCGCGCAAGGACGCGCUGGACGCCAUCGCCGGAUCCUUCGUACCCGGCGACGCGGGCCGCGACGAGAACCUGGUCGCCGCCGUGGCGCGCGUCUGCGCGAACGACGCGCACGCCAAGGUCCGCGGCGCGGCCGUCGCGUGUUUGGGCGCGCUCGCGUCCGUCGUCGGCGGCCGCCACGACGCCGCGCGCGCGCUUUUCGGGCGGCUCCGGGACAAGCGCGGCGCCGCCGAGGCGCGCGCGGCGCUCGACGCGAUCGCCGCGGCGUCGCCGGAGCUCGUCUUCGAGGACGGCCUCGCGGCCGCCGUCGGCCCGUGCCUCCGGAGCGACGGCGACGACGGCAAGAAGCGGCUGCCGCCCUUUGGGCGCGCGGCGGUCCUCGACUGGCUCGCGGCGCACGCGGGCGCCGCGCGGCGCGCGAGACCCGAGGUCGUCCGGGACUACGCGGCGCUCGCCGCCGCGGACUGCGGCGACCGCGACGCCGCGCUCCGGGGCGCCGCGGUGGAGCUCCUGGGCGCCCUCGCCGCGCGGCCCAAGGCCGACGUCGACAAGGCCUUGAAGGGCCUCGACAAGCGCGCGCGCGCCAAGGUCGAUGAGCGCGCCGCCGCCGCGCGCGCGAGCCGCGCGGCGGCGCGCGGCGCGCGGCCGCCGCCCGCGAACCUGCAGACGGCGAAAACGACGCUCGUCGCCGACGCGCCCGCGGCCGCGGCCGCGCCGCCGCCGGCGCUCGAGGGCGUGUCGCGCGCGGGCGACCUCGCGCCGCCGAAGCUGCGGGCCGCGCUGCGCGACGCCAGCGACAAGACGGCCUGGAAGCGGCGCAAGGAGGCGCUCGAGGCGCUCGUCGCCGCGUGCGCCAGGGCCGGCGGCUGGCUCGACGCGCGGGGCGACGCGGACGCGCUCGCGCCCGACGUCGACGCGCCGAAGCCCGGGGUCGUCGUCGACGCGCCCGCGGCCGUCGAGGCGCCGCCGGCGGCGCCCCUGCCCGCGGCCUUCGACUUCUCCGCGACGGCCUUCGAGGCCUACGCGCCGCGGCCGCCGAAGCCGCCCGCGGCGCCCGCGGACCGCGUCGGCGUCCUCGCGGCCGCGCGCGCGCUCCGGGCCCAGGACCCGGCCAAGCCCUUCUCCCCGGCGACGGCCGCGGCCCUCGAGUCCGCCGCCGCGGGCGCCUGGGCGGGCCUCGACGGCCUCGAGGUCGCGGGCGCGGUCUUCCGCUGCGCGCCGGCCGCGCUCGCGCGCGGCGCGCCCGGCGACGCGGACCUCGCGCUCCGCGCGUCCCUCGCCGUCCUCGGCGCGGCGCCCGCCGACGCCGUCGGGCGCGACGUCCUACGGGAGGCGCUCGGCGCCGCGGUGCGGGGCGCCGCGCGCCUCGAGGACUCGCUGCCGCACGUCGUAGAACCCGACGCGCCGCGGAAGCUCCGGCACCAGCUCGACGCGCUCGCCGCGGCGGCGGCGCUCCACGCGCGGCGCGCCGACGCCGUCGCCGCCAUCCUCGACGCGUUCCGCGACGACGCGCUCGACCGCCUCGGCGCGGGCCACCUCGCGAAGCUCCUCACGGUCGCGCUCCGCGACGACGACGCCUUCGUCGCGGCGCUGCGCCGCGGCGAGGCCGAGCCCUGCCUCUGCGCGGCGUCCGCCGUGCUCGACGCGGUGCCCGCGGACGCGCCCAAACUGAGCCUCGACGCGGCCAAGACCGUCGUCGUCGCCGCGCUCGACGCGCUCGGGCCGGAGACGCUCGCGGCCCUCGCGCCCCGCGACGACGGGCCCCUCGUCGCCCUCGUCCGCCUCCUCGGCGGCGGCGACGGCGGCGCGCCGCCGCCGCCGCCCGUGUCGCCGGACGGCGGCCGCGACCUCGCCGCGCUCCGGCUCCGCUGCGCGUCCGCCGCGCGCGCCGGCGCCGCGGCGCCGGCGGCCGGCGGCGCCGAGAAGGACCGCAUCGCCGCCCUCCGCCAGCGCCUCGACGCCCACCGGCGCGUCUCCUCCUAA